AUGAAGAGGACUGACAGCGGGUCCUGCUGCCGCCGCCGCUGCGACUGCGGCUGCUGCUGCCGCGCGGUCCGCCGGGCGCACCACGCGCCCUACUGGUCCAGGGACGCGGCGCGAACACCGCCGUCCUCGCGGCAGUCUCCCGGCCGGGAACGACGGCAUCCCGAGCCGGCCGGGAGCUGGGCAGCAGCGGCCGAGGAGGAAGAGGCAGCCGCGGCAGCCGCACCCUGGAUGAGAGAUUGUUUUGCAGAAGAUGAUGGGGAGAUGGUACCUAGAACAAGUCAUGCAGCAGCUUUUCUUAGUGACACCAAAGAUCGAGGCCCUCCUGUGCAGUCACAGACCUGGAGAAGUGGUGACAAGGUCCCCUUUGGGCAUUCGUUGAGAGCAUUUGAAAGACCUCUUCAGGUGCAGACCCAGGCUCUUCGAGACUUUGAGAAGCACCUCAAUGACCUGAAGAAGGAGAACUUCAGCCUCAAGCUGCGCAUCUACUUCCUGGAGGAGCGCAUGCAGCAGAAGUAUGAGGCCAGCCGGGAGGACAUCUACAAGCGGAUAUGAGAUGGGAAGGGGAGUCAGUAAACAUGAAAAUGACCAGUGGAGGAAGAUUUAUGCCUGUGUUUUACUGUUGAAGCAUUUACAGCCCUUAAGGCUGACCUGAGGCAGUGAAUCCACCUCAUCCGUGGUCCUGGUGCUGAGCUCCUUACUCACCCUUUGUACUUGGCUAUUUGCAUGGCCAUUUCCUUUAUCACUUCUGUUUUCCUUUCAUCUUUUUGUUUAAAUCUACUUAAUAAAGUGUACAGGUUGAAUUUUAACAAAUAUAUAUAUACCCAUGUAACAAUUACCCCACAACUGAAACAUUUCCAUCCCCCUCUAAAGUUGCCAUGUGUCCCACUGGUGCCAGUUCUUUUACAUCUCAGACUGCUGACAACCAUUGAUCUGCUUUCUGUCUAUAGCUUAGUUUUUAUCUAUUCUAGAAUUUUGUAUAAGUAGAAUCAUAUAGAGUCUAGAGUUGGGCUUCUUUCACUUAACAUAAUGAUUUUGAUGUUCAUCCAUGUUAUUUGUGUCAGUAGUUUACUCCUUUUUAACACUGUACAGAUUGCUAAGGGAGUUAGAUCUACCAAUAAAGAAGAUAAAAGGAUCAAAGACUAAGCCCUGGAUUAUGUUGAUACUUUGAGGAAAGCAGGAAGAAUCAGCAAAGGAGAUGGAGAAUAUGUAACUGGUGAAGUGGGAAGAAAACCCACAGAAUGUAGAUCCCAGAAGCCAAGUAAGGAGAACAUACAAUGGAAGAGAGAGGGAUCAACCUUUGGAAAUGCUGCUCUUUGCUCAAGUGCAUGAUGACUAAGAAUUGAUCUUUGGAUUUUGCAACAUGAAUGUUUCCGUAGAGUGGUGGAGGCAAAAGCCUGACUUCAGUCAGUUUAACAAAAAAACGAGAGGAGAGGAAUUGGAGUCAAUGAGUACGACUGCUUGUGUUGAGUUUUGUUGCAAAGGAAAGCAAAGAAAUGGAACAGUGACAAGGGUAAAGAGUCCAUAGAAGACUUUUAAAAAGAUAGAUGAAUAAUAAUAGCAUGUUGUAUACCAAUAGAAUUUUCCUGUACAAAGUAAAAUAUUGAUGGAGAAGACUUUCUGAAUAUUGUUUUUGAGAAGUAGAGAGAAUGGGACCUAAUGCUUAAGUGGAAGGUUUGGCUCUAAAUAGGAGCUAGGCUAGUUGACCUGUGGCCACAAGCAGAAAGUUUGUGAGAACAGAUGCUGGUAGAUGGAUAGAUAUGGUGGUAGGAGACUAUCAAGGGUUUUCUUCUAGUAACUUCAGUAUUCUCAGUGAAGCAGGAAGCAAGCUUUAUUCUCUCACUAUGAAUUUUAAGACUCAUUCCUAGAGUGAUUCAGUCUCCCUCAUGUGUGUCAAUUCCUGCUGAUACAUCCUUGUUCACACCUGGAAUACCUGUAUCCUUUUUCUCUGCUUAUUCAAACCCUACUCAGGUUCAGAGUCCAACUUAGAUUCCACUUCCCUAGGUGGACCUUUCCUCAUCACCACUGCCUGAAACCAUCUUUUACUCUUUGCACUCUUAGACAAUGGAGUUUAGAUACAUUAUUUGGCACAUAUGUUUAACCCCUGGCUGGCAAUUAUCUUUCUGUGUGUGCAUUUUUUAUCUCUCC
Molecule: messenger RNA, 2145 nt
Organism: Odocoileus virginianus texanus
Lineage: Eukaryota; Metazoa; Chordata; Mammalia; Artiodactyla; Cervidae
Source: RefSeq, a predicted model, not a curated record